This is a messenger RNA of Leptomonas pyrrhocoris, 1189 nucleotides long. RefSeq lists its product as hypothetical. The record is from RefSeq and is a predicted model, not a curated record. Lineage: Eukaryota; Euglenozoa; Kinetoplastea; Trypanosomatida; Trypanosomatidae. Bases 131 to 1189 code for a protein of 352 amino acids. The transcript has a single exon.
AGAUUUCCACAUUAACAGAAGGCAGCGCGGUGCAUCGCUCACAACCCCUUUUUUGCUCACUUCUACUGGGGCUUCUUUUUCUUUUUUACGUUUAACUCUGCGUGUCCGUUGCGCAUCCUCACUCACGCAAAUGCCGUCCGCUAUCUCCAUGACGCGCAAGCACCUGUUGCGCAGCUGCGGUCUCCGCUUCGGCUGUGUGCGUCGCCACGCUGUGCUCCUGAGUCGCCGAAGUACGUGUGCGCUGCGAUCGACACCGCUCACCGCCUGUGCCGCGUCAUCCUCCGCGUUCGCCCUCGUCACGGUCCACCGUUACUACCACUGGCCCUACCCCGACAACUUCGUACCGGACGGCGCUACCACCUCCGCUUUUCAAUCCAGCCCGGUCCCCAGCGUGAGGGAGCGCAUUGUGCGGGAGUACGCGCUGAGUCCCCUCUUUGGCCGGCGCACCCCGUGCUGUGUGCUGGGCUUCGCCGAUGCCGCCUCGACCUUGGUAGAGUCGAAAAGCGAGCUGAGACGCUGGAUUGCGCAGGCGUUCGGAAAAGCGGAGGCGGAGGUGGAGCUGGGUCCGCUGUGCCAAACAAAGGAGAUGAUGCUGCACCGCAGUGGCACGUACGAGUCGCCGCGGCUGGCGGACGGGGCGUGGAGCCGCCCCGAUGCGGAGCAGCGACGUCUGGCUCGCUACGCGCGUCUGCCGGUACAGGCCCGAACUUUGGUGGAGGUGUACCUUCCCGGUGAGGAAGCACAGGGCGGAAAUGCAGACUACAGUAGUAGCAACGGUGGUGCGGAGCAAGAGGCGAAUACAGCUGGAGAGGACGCUGACCUCAGUGAUGGUGCGGCGGAGGCCGAGGCUGCCAUCCUCGCGCACGGGUGGUUUUUGCAGGAGCAGCUGUACAAGUACAUGUCUUUCCGUAAUGAAGCGAAGAAGCACGAUCAGCAGCAGCACGAAGCGCAGGGGGCAAAGGACGAAGUAGAGGUGAGCAUCGCAGCUCUCCAUGACGAACUCGGUGUCAUUUACUGUGAGGUGCCACCGCUGGAUGAGAGCGGGUUUUUGUUUGAUCAGCUGCACGGGAAGGAGAUAGACGCGGACGUGGCGGAGAGGGUGGUGAAUCGCUGGACACGGCGUGCUGCGCAGCAGCAGCAGCAGCAGCAGCAGCGGGAAGAGCAGGAGCAAAAGAAGCCUUCAGCCUAG